This is a messenger RNA of Closterium sp. Naga37s-1, 2052 nucleotides long. NCBI's taxonomy places the organism in Eukaryota, Viridiplantae, Streptophyta, Zygnematophyceae, Desmidiales, Closteriaceae. The record is from the annotation of a GenBank genome assembly.
AUGAACCUGCAUCCCCGAACCUACAGAGCUCGUCGCGUUCGCGACCCCAGCCCGUCGCCUUCGCUCCGCCCGUCGCCUUCACUUCCCCCCCGUCGCCUUCACUUCUUCCCCGUCACCUUCCCUCCCCCCCCUCCCCCCCCUCUUCCCCCGCCUUCAUUUCCCCUUCCCGUCGCCUUCACUUCCUCCUCCCUUUGCCUUCACUUCCUCCUCCCUUUGCCUUCACUUCCUCCUCCCUUCGCCUUCACUUCCUCCUCCCUUCGCCUUCACUUCCUCCUCCCUUUGCCUUCACUUCCUCCUUCCUUCGCCUUCACUCCCCCCUCCCGUCGCCUUCAAUCCCCCUCCCGUCGCCUUCAUUUCCCCCUCCCGUCGCCUUCAUUUCCCCCUCCCGUCGCCUUCAUUUCCCCAUUCACGCUCUCUUUCCCUCCCUUCCGCCCGCUGCCCCCCUUCGUCUCGUCGCCCUCCCUGCCGCUCGUCACACUCGCUCCCGCUCGUCCCCUCGCAAUCCCCGUCUCUCUCUCCCCCCGUCGCCCUCGGUUUCCCCGUCGCCCUCCCUUCCUCUCGUCGUUGCCCUCGCCAUCCCUCCCUUCUCCCUUCCCAUCUCGCACACUUGUCACUCCCCCUUUCCAACCCACACAUACACCCUUCCCUUCUUCCCUGUUCCCCCCCAUCUCCAUCCCUGUUCCCCCCCAUCUCCAUCCCUGUUCCCCCCCAUCUCCAUCCCUGUUCCCCCCCAUCUCCAUCCCUGUUCCCCCCCAUCUCCAUCCCUGUUCCCCCCCAUCUCCACCCCUGUUCCCCCCCAUCUCCACCCCUGUUCCCCCCCAUCUCCAUCCCUGUUCCCCCCCAUCUCCAUCCCUGUUCCCCCCCAUCUCCAUCCCUGUUCCCCCCCAUCUCCAUCCCUGUUCCCCCCCAUCUCCAUCCCUGUUCCCCCCCAUCUCCAUCCCUGUUCCCCCCCAUCUCCAUCCCUGUUCCCCCCCAUCUCCAUCCCUGUUCCCCCCCAUCUCCAUCCCUGUUCCCCCCCAUCUCCAUCCCUGUUCCCCCCCAUCUCCAUCCCUGUUCCCCCCCAUCUCCAUCCCUGUUCCCCCCCAUCUCCAUCCCUGUUCCCCCCCAUCUCCAUCCCUGUUCCCCCCCAUCUCCAUCCCUGUUCCCCCCAUCUCCAUCCCUGUUCCCCCCCAUCUCCAUCCCUGUUCCCCCCCAUCUCCAUCCCUGUUCCCCCCUAUCUCCGUCCCUGUUCCCCCCCAUCUCCGUCCCUGUUCCCCCCCAUCUCCAUCCCUGUUCCCCCCCAUCUCCAUCCCUGUUCCCCCCCAUCUCCAUCCCUGUUCCCCCCCAUCUCCAUCCCUGUUCCCCCCCAUCUCCAUCCCUGUUCCCCCCCAUCUCCAUCCCUGUUCCCCCCCAUCUCCGUCCCUGUUCCCCCCCAUCUCCAUCCCUGUUCCCCCCCAUCUCCAUCCCUGUUCCCCCCCAUCUCCAUCCCUGUUCCCCCCCAUCUCCAUCCCUGUUCCCCCCCAUCUCCAUCCCUGUUCCCCCCCAUCUCCAUCCCUGUUCCCCCCCAUCUCCAUCCCUGUUCCCCCCCAUCUCCAUCCCUGUUCCCCCCCAUCUCCAUCCCUGUUCCCCCCCAUCUCCAUCCCUGUUCCCCCCCAUCUCCAUCCCUGUUCCCCUUCCCUGCUCCCCCCCGUCCCCUUCCCUCCUUCUCCCCGUCCCCUUCCCUUCCUCCCCCCAUCCCCUUCCCUGCUUCCCCCCUUCCCCUUCCCUGCUUCCCCCCGUCCCCUUCCCUCCUUCCCCCCGUCCCCUUUCCUGCCUCCCCCCAUCCCCUUCCCUGCUUCCCCUUCAUCCCCUUCCCUGCUUCCCCCAUUCCCCUUCCCUGCUUCCCCCCGUCCCCUUCCCUCCUUCCCCCCGUCCCCCUCCCAGCAUCCCCCCAUCCCCUUCCCUAAACCCCCCCAUCCCCUUCCCUGCUUCCCCCCAUCCCCUUCCCUGCUUUCCCCCAUCCCCUUCCCUGCUUCCCCCCAUCCCCUUCCCUGCUCACCCUUGCUCCCUCUGUUUCACCCUUGCUCCCUCUGA